This is a messenger RNA of Biomphalaria glabrata, 6536 nucleotides long. Its product is annotated as cytochrome P450 26A1-like. NCBI's taxonomy places the organism in Eukaryota, Metazoa, Mollusca, Gastropoda, Planorbidae. Bases 243 to 1700 code for a protein of 485 amino acids. The transcript has 8 exons. Gene Ontology annotation, molecular function: iron ion binding; monooxygenase activity; oxidoreductase activity, acting on paired donors, with incorporation or reduction of molecular oxygen. Gene Ontology annotation, biological process: sterol metabolic process. The record is from RefSeq and is a predicted model, not a curated record.
CUGUUGCAAUUGGAACGUAACAUUUGGCUUUGUGUUUACGUCAUGUCAAGCCAUAAUGUCUCGCUCAAGUCAAAGUUGAUAAGUGUUGGCUUUACGUGUUAUAGGGACUUUUGGUUGUUUGUUUUUAAAGUGCAACCUUUAGAGUUCAAUCGUGAUAGUUUGAAGUUCCAGUUAACUAUCAGUAUGACUAUUUAGACUCUACAUACAAAUAAAAGCCGGAGCUAACAAUCGAGAAGAGCAGCAUGACUCCGCUAGUGACACCAGCCUUAGUCCUACUGGUCACUAUAUUUGUUUGUUACUUAAGUCACUUGCUAUGGAAACGAAAGUUCGACGCCAUGAAAGACAAGACGUGUGGUCUCCCUCUUCCCCCUGGAGACAUGGGCUGGCCACUCAUUGGACAAAACCUCCAGUUUGCUUGGAAGAAAGCUCAGUUUUUUGUUGACAAUUUUCUCCAAUACGGUAAUAUCUACAAGACCCACAUCUUUGGCAGUCCGAUGGUCAGGCUAACUGGGGUUGAUUACAUCUGGCCACUGGUCAGCAGAGAAUCUCAGUUACUGUCAAUGAAUGUACCCAAAUCGAGUCGAGUUAUGUUUGGAGAAAACAGCCUUGUCAUCUACACAGGUGUGGAGCAUUUCAAACUGAAGAAAAAACUGUUGACUGCCUUUACUCCAGUCAGGCUGAACGACUAUUUGCCUUGCAUACAAGAACACAUCAGGAGGCAUUUGCUGGCCUGGUGCUGUCAGGGUAGAAUGCUGGCGUUUCCCGCAUGCGAGAAGCUGAUGGCGGACAUCAUGGUUGAGAUCACGUUGGGAUGCCGCAAGGAACACGAUCCCGAUGGCCUGGUGAGGGAAUCUUUCAGAACCGUGAACAAGAAUUUGAUUAGUCUACCUCUCAGUGUUCCUGGAUCAGGGUACUAUCAGGCUCAGAAAGCGAGGAAAGUCUUAGUCGAGUUCAUCCUAAACAGGUUGUCCCAAAGAGGUGACACAGAUCACAUCAGCAUGCUAGAUGUUUUACUGGUCAAUCAAUCGUUGGACAACACAGAGGCUGACAAUGGUGGUCUCAGUCGCGAGGAGAUCGUCGACAAUGCAUUAACAACACUGAUCGCAGGUUCAGGAACCACUUCUGGCGCACUUAGCUGUUUGAUACUCAUGCUGGGUAAAUACCCGGAUGUACUGGAAACUCUUCGCGCUGAAUUGAACAAGAAAGGAUUGCUGCAUGCAGACAAAACAGUGCCUCUGUCUUACGAGAACAUAUUGACACUAGAGUAUACUCAGUGGAUCAUAAAGGAAGUUUUAAGGCUCCUUCCUCCAGUGGGAGGCGCUUUCCGAAAAGCCGAGAAGACUCUGGAACUUGGAAACUACCAGGUCCCAAAAGGAUGGUCGGUCAUGUACAGCAUCAGAGACACACACAAUACUUCAGACUUGUUCCAUGACAGAAACUUGUUCUUACCUGAACGUUGGCAGGACACAACAUUGCAGACAACUCUUCGCAAGCCUGAAUCCUGUAGUUAUAUCCCCUUUGGAGCUGGCCCUCGUUCAUGUCUAGGAAAGUCUCUUGCCGUCUUGGAGAUGUCAGUGUUUCUGAUUGAGUUAGCUCGUCUGGUGGACUGGGAGCUGCACAACCCUGCCGCUAACAUGGUCUACUUGCCGGUGACCAAAUGUGAGGACGAUCUGCCGGUGACCUUUCAUCUUCGCCAAUAAUCACUUCUAUUGUGUGAGGUAGACAGAGAAGUUACUCAUAUCUUGUUGUCUGUUGCUAAGGGAAUCCAUUUUGUUUUGUGUGUGAUAUUUAUAACAAAUUGGGCAUUAUGUCAUGUGUUAUGAUUUAGUAAGAGAUUGAAAGAGAAUCACAUUCCCAGAGCAAACGCUGAUCAACUAAUCGUACCUUAAUUUGCCACAUUCAACGAGCAAGAAAGAACGACCAUCGUAGUUUGCUACAUUAAUGCUACUUUAAAGCUACUUUAUUGCUGCUUUAAAGCUACUUUGAAGCUACUUAAAGGCUACUUUAAAGCUGCUUUAAAGUUACUUUGAGGCUAAUUCAAGUCUAUUUUAUGGCUGCUUUAUAGCUACCUAUUUGCUUGCUUCAAUGCUACUCUAAAUCUACUUUUUUCCCCUGAAAAUUAACACUUUUUAUAAUCAAGUUGCUAAAUCCAAAUUGAUUCCAUUAGGUUUCAUCACUAUAUCCAAAUUGUUUUCUAUCUGUAAGAAAAUAUUGAACUCUCAACGUAGUGUUGUGGGGUAACAAACUUAAUUGAAAGUAAGAAAUCCCGAUAGUACCACCUUAAAAUUAAGACAAUCAAUAUUUCAAUUGUUCCUUUAGGUUUUAUUUUUAUUAAAAAAAAAAAGAAAAAUGUAAAAAAAUAAAAGAAAGGAAAAACCGUUGUAAAGGUAAGAUAAAGUUAACUCAGUGAAAUAAUUAACAUGUGCUUAGAAAUUAUCCAAAAGUUCAUGAACAAAGAGAGUUCCAAAACAAAAAAACGAAGUAAAAAGUUUGCUUGACAGUGCAAGAAUAUUGGAGACAUCUGAAGCAAAGUUACUUGAAGUUAGCUGCUUCAAGAAUUUAUGCAGGCCACUAAUCUCAGAAUCUGUGAAUUAUAAGAUAAGAUAAAAGUGUGGAGUCAUAAGAAUAACAAAAAUGUUCAAGCACGAACAAUUUCAUUCAUUGAAAUAUAGAAAUCAGAAGCUGUGUCAAUGAAAAAACAAACAAACGGAUAAUCAUACAUUCUUAAAUGCGAAUGUGUGUGAGGCUAUUUUCGUGUUUUGAAAUCUUGUCUAAUGAAUGACUUUGUACGGCGCUCUGUUUGGCUAUGGGCUGAAACAACCGAUUGAAAUUCCAGAUGUCAAAUGAUAGAAAUCUUCACUUUUAGAAAACCCGCUCGUCGUGACGUAUUCAAUCCAAUGGAAGAUGCUUUCAGAAGAACUUUUAGCAUACAUGAAAGAAGAAACAAGAGCACGAAGAUUCUGGUGAGUUCCUUUGGCUACCACUGGAUAAAGUUCAUUAAUAACUACGACAAAGUCAAAGGAAAUAAAACAUUGCGAUACAGUUCCUAUGGACUAAUUGUAAUGACCUACUAAAUAAAUGACAUAGACGCUACAGUUCAGCUCCUGUUGGCUAGGUCGAACGUGGUAGACAAAAGACACUCUGUACUAGGAUGAAACUCCUGGUGACUUUUGUCCAACUAAAUGCAUGUCACACAUUAAGAAAAACCUGCUUGAUGCAACUACCGGUGAGAUGUUGUAAGCUUCUAAUAGGUUCCAAAUAAACUUAAAGAGUAUCAGUUAGAUCUAAUGGUUGUGUUCCAGUCUAAAUCACUUUGCGUGACGUCAAGUAACUCAUUAGAAAAUACAACAUCAGGAUGAAUCUCCCGGUGAGAGGAUUAAUAAAGAUGAAAGUCAGAAAUCGUAUUGCUUCCCUAACAAGAUCGCAACCUUAAGAAAUGCUCUUUAAAGUUUUGAAUACGCCCUGAAUGUACUUUUACAUUAUUUUUUUUCUCGUUCUGUUUAUAACAAACUGAAAGGAAUUUUUAUUGGUUCAUUUCUUACAAUUGGGAAAUAUUACCUUCUGUUCAGAGCACAAACAAAAUAGUUUGUAGUUCUUUAUCCUUGGACAUUUAGUUCAACUCUGAGACACGUAGCGUGCACUUAGUUUAGGAUUAAACACAACAUAUGGCUAGUUUAUCGACAAGCAUAUGGACACGUAUCUCUAUUUAUUAUCUCUAUUUAAUGAUUACAUUCUAUUGACACAACCCAGAACCAGGGUCGGAUUUACACUUGAUAAGCCCUAAGCUAUUUGAGAUGAGGAGAGCCUAGUAGUCAGCAUAACGCAUUUGUUCCUUAGCUAGUAUCCCUUGAACUAUUUUUGAGGGGACCCCCAAAAAGUUUCGUCCCUAAAGUCAUAGCUUACAUUUCCUAGAAAUAAAUGCAGCUCUUCAGAGAACCAAAAAAGCCUAAAUCAUGUUGUACCUAUAACCUUGUUGCAGUCAAAGGUAGGCCUACUUACUUUCUUUUUUGUGCAUUUUAUCGAAGGCCGUGCAAGUCGUAGGACCCGCGGGCCCAAUCGUGCCAAUACAAAAUACGUUUUUAAUUAGGUUCACAAAUCUUCCGAUAAUUCAAGUUGACCCAUCUCAGAAACCUUAUCGCAAACUUAGUAUCGAGUCCAUGUUGAGUACAUUAAGAUCAACUUACUGCCACAUUCUUGCCUCACAGUUGUAACAGAAUGUAUUGUGUGUAUGUUCAGAAUGUAUUGUGUGUAUGUUCAGAAUUUAUUGUGUGUAUGUUCAGAAUGUAUUGUGUGUAUGUUCAGAAUUUAUUGUGCGUAUGUUCAGAAUUUCUUGUCUGUAUGUUCAGAAUUUCUUGUCUGUAUGUUCAGAAUUUCUUUUCUGUAUGUUCAGAAUUUCUUGUCUGUAUGUUCAGAAUUUCUUGUCUGUAUAUUCAGAAUUUCUUGUCUGUAUGUUCAGAAUUUCUUGUCUGUAUGUUCAGAAUUUCUUGUCUGUAUGUUCAGAAUUUCUUGUCUGUAUGUUCAGAAUUUCUUGUCUGUAUGUUCAGAAUUUCUUGUCUGUAUGUUCAGAAUUUCUUGUCUGUAUGUUCAGAAUUUCUUGUCUGUAUGUUCAGAAUUUAUUGUCUGUAUGUUCAGAAUUUAUUGUGUGUAUGCUCCUGUAUGUGAAUGCAGGUGUAAUUUUGAUCCAUUUUUAACCUACAUGUUCAAAACAAACUUAAGGUUGAGAUUAUGAUUACGAUUAUGGCUUAUAUUUAUGUAUAUGUAUUAUAUUUAAAAUAUAAACAUGUCUGUCUAUUUUACACAUGAGCAUUAUUAUAUCAUGUGUGUUAUUGUUAAUUGUUUUAUUAUUUUGUUUACUCCCAUUGUAGUCUGAAAAAACACUGUGGGCUUAUAUAUUCUAUCUAUAUAUUGUGUUCAGUGAUUGAUGUAAACAUGUAACUCUGUGUUCUAUCUGUAUUUCACUAUGCAGAUUUAACCGCGAAUCUAACACGUGCCAUAGGAAUGCACUUCUCUUAUGUUGUCAAAGAUUCGGAACACUGUUAACUGUGUACGAUCUCCCUUCAAACCAAAUUAGAUUUCAAGGAGAAAGGGAAGUAACAAGUAAAUAGUAGUUCUGCCUUUGACAACCACGAGUUGUGCUUUGUACCAUAGAUUAAUGGAUUAUAAUGUAAAUAUUAAGAACAUACUUUUUUUUGUUUUUUUUUAAAAUUAUUGUUCAAACAUACACAUUUUAUAAAGCUGUAAAUAUUUCUUUUAUUCUGUUUCUGCUCGACUGAUUUGUAAUAAGUAAUUCAUAUAAUAUAUUAGUGAGUGAUUGGUGAUUGACAUAUCUAUCACAGUAAAGUAAGGCUUUGACACAUGAUCAUCUCAAACUUUGUGAUAUAUAUUAUGUUUCAAUACAAUUGUCAAGAUUGUAUUUCAAAUAGUAGUUUUUCAUCUUAACAUACUGCAACAAUAAAGUGACCUUUGAAAAUGCUCCAAAAGCAAAGGGAGACAAACUGAUCGUAAUGAAAAAUAAAAAAGAAGGAUGUAGGCUUUUCCCAUUUUUGUUACAAAUACAAAAGGUCACGGGAAGAUAAGUAUUCACACAGUUUCUCACCAGUUAAUGAAAGAUUCUAGAGUUCCUUAUUAUUUAUGAAUGCAAAGCAAGCUUCAAUAAUUAGAACAAUAUGAAUAUUACAGUGGAAUGAUUUGGCAAGGUAUUUUAAAUCACAAAUACAUGUUAGUUAAUUAUAUCACCAAUCAAGAACACAUCUCUAUUGUAUUUUCAUUACAUCAGUUUCUUAUGCUUUUUGUCAAUUACACGAAAUAACUUGUGGUUAUAGACCAAGAACUUCAUAUUUUUCCAACCCAUUUACCAUCAUUCUGUGAAAGUUAUUUGGAGACAAGUCUUACUUAUGUGACAACUCCAUGUUAUUUGAUCCUUCGGUCUUAGGGACAAUAUUUAUUGUUUCAGGUCUGGUUGAUUAAAUAUUAAUUCUUCUGUUCAACAUUUCAAAGAGAUGCAUAAAUAACAUUACACACGAGCGUAUUUACGUGUUUAUUUUGGUAAAAGUGUUUUUGUUUGUUUUAAGCUGGAGUGUAUACAUCAUUAGUAAAUAUAUUUAAAAAAUUGACGAUUUACCUCCCUUAAUUACUUGUACAAUGUCUAUCUCUUCUGAUGUGUCAGGAUGUUUGCUUACUUAAUGAAUCCAAAUAUUGUAACCAGGGUAUACAACUCUACACAUUUGAAGUAAAGAUAAAACAUUAUUUUGAUUGUUCAAUGAUCUUAGAAUUUUUGAAAGGAGAAAGUUGUAAUCAUUCUUUCUAACAAUGUAACUCCACCUUAUAUUCUCUCGUCACUGAGACUGUCAGCUGUCUUGUUCUAGUGGUGAACCUGAGUAUAUCUUGGGAUAGUCUAGCACAGUGUUUUCCCUAACAGUGUUCAGCGGAACUCUUCAGUUCCGUAAGGCUUGAAAAGAUGUUCCAUAAACUAUUGGAACAAAUAAUCAUUAGUUCUUCUCGGAAAAAAACAACAACAAAAACAAACUAUAACAACA